AUGCACCCCCUUCCAAUUUUGGCAUCCCUAGCCCCUCCACCUACCUCUAGCCUUCCCCCCUCGGAUCAGACGCCGCCACCUCAAAAUCCGCGCCGCCGGCAACAUCCAGCCGCCUCUCCCUCGUUUUCCGGCGCCAGCUACCACCGUUCCGCCACAUGGCGCGCCGCCAGUGGCCGAGCCGCCACCAGCCACCUCCCGCGGCCAAUCCGGGCAGGCCACGCGUCCUCCCCGAGCCUCCCACUGUGCCGGGCCCGCCGAAGCCCAUCCGCGGCUCGCCCCGGGCUGAUCUGGGCCCGAGGCGCACCGCGCCGCCCGCCGCCCAAGCUCCUCCGCCGCCGUUCGCCGGACCCCGUCACCGCACACCCGCGCCUCCCCACUCCCCGCGUCGUCGCCUGCGCCUCGCAUCACCACCUGCGCCUCCCCGCACCUCCACUGCGCCGCUGCUCCGCCGGCCGCGUCGCGCUCCGCCGCGCCGCCUACUGCGCCGCGCCGCCCGCGCCUGCAGUCGUCGCCAUUGCUCCGCAGCCGCGUCGCACCCCGCUGGACCUCACCGCCGCCGCCGGGAGUCGCCUCCUCCUCGCCGGCGCCCCGCUCCUCCGUCGCCGGAGCUCGCCCGCACAUCCUCGCGCCUCGCCGGAGUCAUCUUCGGCCGGAUCCGGCGAGGUCCGGCCCGGAACCGCCGGGUGGAUGGGAUCCACCGGCUCAUCGAUCCAAACGGCCUCGCUGCACCACACCGUCCCGCUCCGCUCGAUCCCGCGUUGA
Messenger RNA from Aegilops tauschii subsp. strangulata, 762 nucleotides. The record is from RefSeq and is a predicted model, not a curated record. NCBI's taxonomy places the organism in Eukaryota, Viridiplantae, Streptophyta, Magnoliopsida, Poales, Poaceae.